Molecule: messenger RNA, 1839 nt
Organism: Gaeumannomyces tritici R3-111a-1
Lineage: Eukaryota; Fungi; Ascomycota; Sordariomycetes; Magnaporthales; Magnaporthaceae
Product: 2-oxoisovalerate dehydrogenase subunit beta
Exons: 2
Coding region: 227-1462 (411 amino acids)
Biological process (GO): branched-chain amino acid catabolic process; response to nutrient
Molecular function (GO): catalytic activity
Source: RefSeq, a predicted model, not a curated record
UGUCUCGACGCCCGCCUCCUCGGCUGGCCGUCGGGAACGCUGCUCAUCCUAGCGGUCAAGCAUCGAGAGGCUCAUUUCUGUCCUUUGUUUCCUUGUUAAUUGAUUGACGAUUGAUUAGUUGGACAUCGAUUGUCCUCCGCCGCUUCUCCUCGGCCUCGCCCACUCCAGAAUCCCAACUCGGCUCCCUCAACUCUGACUGGCCUUGACCGCCACACACUCACCCGCCAUGAGUACCUCAACUGCAAGACCGCUAAGGAGGCUGCUGCUCUCUGGCCGCCACCCAAUUCUUCCCUCCUCCUCCUCCCGGUCCAGUCGGUGUCGUGUUGCAGCUUCGGCAGUUCGCCUAUACUCGACCCACCCACCCAAAGCCAGACUGAAUGUGCCGAUAGACUACUCGACAACCCCCCUCCUGUCGCAGACGUCGCAAGCCGCGCUCAACAACCCGGAGCUACCGCCCGACGUUCGUAGCGGCUCCACCAAGCGCAUGAACUUAUUCCAAGCCGUCAACGAUGCGCUUUCCAUCGCCCUGGCUGAGGAUGAGUCGGUGCUUCUCUUCGGCGAGGACGUGGCCUUUGGCGGCGUGUUCCGUUGCUCCAUGGGCCUUGCGGAGCGGCAUGGGGGCGAGCGGGUCUUCAACACACCCCUGAGCGAGCAGGGCAUCAUGGGCUUCGCCAUUGGGCUAGCGGCCGAGGGCAUGCGGCCCGUGGCCGAGAUCCAGUUCGCCGACUACGUAUUCCCGGCCUUUGACCAGAUGGUCAACGAAGCGGCCAAGUUCCGAUACCGCGACGGCACCAACGGGCGCAGCGCUGGCGGGCUGACGGUGCGCAUGCCGUGUGGGCUCGUGGGCCACGGCGCGCUGUACCACUCACAGUCGCCCGAGAGCCUGUUCACGCACGUCCCCGGCUUCCGCGUCGUCAUGCCGCGCUCGCCGCUUCAGGCUAAAGGAUUGCUGCUGGCGGCGAUCCGCAGCAACGACCCCGUCAUCUUCAUGGAGCCCAAGGUGCUCUACCGGGCCGCCGUCGAGCAGGUGCCCACAGCACCCUACACGCUGCCGCUAUCCAAGGCCGAGGUGAUCAAGGAAGGAAGCGACGUCACCAUCGUCUCGUACGGCUCUCCUCUCUACACGUGCAUGAACGCCAUCAGCAAGGCCGAGAAGGACCUCGGCGUCAGCGUGGAACUGAUAGAUCUGCGGACCAUCUAUCCCUGGGACAAGGAGUGCGUCCUGGCGAGCGUCCGGAAGACGGGGAGGUGUAUCGUCGUGCACGAAUCCAUGGUGAAUCAGGGCGUCGGCGCCGAGGUGGCAGCUGUCAUUCAGGAGGAUGAGGAGACCUUCAUUCGGCUGGAAGCCCCGGUUGAGAGGGUUGCCGGAUGGAGUAUACCUACGCCCCUGGUAUUUGAGAAGUUUAACGCCCCUGACACUGCGAGAAUUUAUGACCGGAUCAAAAAGGUAACAAAAUAUUAGAAGAAAAGCCACAGAGUGUUGUUUUGUGUUUUUGAGAAGCGGGCACUGUUGCUUGACGCUCGACAUGGCGUUAUACCCCGCGUCAUACAGGCAAUGCCACACGAGCACAGCACUAGCAGCGUGUUGAUAUGCUACAUUGGCACCACCACAUAUACCACACUCAUGAUACUACGUGCAUCUAGUGCGUGAAUCCAAGUAACGUUCUUCUUUUGGAUACGAUUGCCGCAAAUAGAAACCCAGCCAUCGGCGGGGACAGAUUGCUUGAAAAACGAGGACAGUUUACAACGGUUUUAUUUCGCAGGAAGAACCAAAGUACAUAGAAUUACAUGUCUAUUCAGAUAGCAUAAACAUAAAUUUGGUUUUAUCAAAGAGGUGCC